Messenger RNA from Trypanosoma conorhini, 702 nucleotides. RefSeq lists its product as uncharacterized. The transcript has a single exon. Lineage: Eukaryota; Euglenozoa; Kinetoplastea; Trypanosomatida; Trypanosomatidae. The coding region runs from base 1 to 702 and encodes 233 amino acids. The record is from RefSeq and is a predicted model, not a curated record.
AUGCUGGAGGGACAGGUGGAGGAAGUCGCUGCGGCGCUUUCGCGCGUGUGCGUCAUGCGGGCCCUCGACAUCCGCACCCUCGGCAGCGGCAGCUGCACGUCUGAGGAGCGUCAUGCAUGCCGCCGUCGCGAGGCGUGGCGGGAGCGGCGGGAGGCGGAGCUGCUCGAACGGCUUGGCGCGUGGCAGGCGAAGUUCGUCGGCGACUGGGAGGGGCGCGCGGCGGCGUGGAGGCGCCGCGGUCAGGCCCUCCGCGAGGUGGAGGAGGACUGCUGGGCGGCGACCAGCCACGUGACGCCGGCGGACCUGGUCUUGGGCCCCUUCGCCCGGCUCGAUGGCUGCAGCCGGCUCUUCUCCCCGCUGGGGCCCUGCGCCGGGUUGUUCCGCGCCGCGGCGCAGAGGGCCGCUGACGGGACGGGCCGCCGGGACGAGACGGCGGCGCUCGCACAGCACGCGUGCCCGGCAACCACGCCCGAGGCGCGGCGCACCCGGCGGCUGCUCCUGCAGUCGCGCCGGGCGUGGCGCUUGCUGGUUUUGGCGUGGAGCCUUUUUAUCCUUACGCAGAAGGAGCGCCCGUCCCGCGCCGACUGCUCGCUGUUGACUUUGGCGGCAGAGCAGUUUCUGCGCAUGCAGCGGCGGGAGUUCAACGAGGCGCUGGCGGCGGCGGCGGGGCGGCGGCCGGGCGGGGGUUUGUUGUCCGCAUGA